AUGGCUCAGGACGAUUGGGAUCGGUCAAACCACGAAGACAUCGUAGGCGUCCUCUAUGACUUCUCCGCCACCUACAUGCUCCAUGUUGAUCUUCGCCCGUCCAACGUCAUACGCGCCCCGUCCGAUACGCAAGAGUGCAAAGUGCACAAACGCGUACACAAGUGGAACACUAUCGACUUCGCCUGGUCAACUGUCGAUGCCAGUGGUCCUAAAGAUGAAGCGAAGUAUGCGCUGAUCUGUAAAUUGCAGAGUGCUAAAUGGAAAAACCGAUAUUGGUAUGCUGCUGAACGCCGUGCAUGA
Molecule: messenger RNA, 300 nt
Organism: Rhodofomes roseus
Lineage: Eukaryota; Fungi; Basidiomycota; Agaricomycetes; Polyporales; Fomitopsidaceae
Exons: 2
Coding region: 1-300 (99 amino acids)
Source: RefSeq, a predicted model, not a curated record